Molecule: messenger RNA, 1683 nt
Organism: Laccaria bicolor S238N-H82
Lineage: Eukaryota; Fungi; Basidiomycota; Agaricomycetes; Agaricales; Hydnangiaceae
Exons: 14
Coding region: 1-1620 (539 amino acids)
Biological process (GO): proteasome-mediated ubiquitin-dependent protein catabolic process; regulation of proteasomal protein catabolic process; protein deubiquitination
Molecular function (GO): cysteine-type deubiquitinase activity; protein binding; proteasome binding
Source: RefSeq, a predicted model, not a curated record
AUGGCACUGAUCCCCGUACACAUCAAGCACGCAGGAAAGACGUACGACCUCAACCUCGACCCCGAUCUCCCACCAAAUGUCUUCAAAGAUGCCGUAUACAACGCUACAGGCGUUCCUUUAGAUCGUAUGAAGGUCAUGGUUAAGGGUGGCACACUCAAGGAGGACUCUUCUUGGAAAAAGAUCGCGCCCAAAGCUGGACAAACGUUCAUGGUUAUCGGCGCUGCUGGAGACCUGCCAAAACCACCUGCAAAACCUAUUGUUUUUCUCGAAGACAUGGACGACUCAGAAUUAGCAGAAGCAUUGGCAAAACCCGUCGGCUUACGCAAUCUUGGGAAUACAUGCUACAUGAAUGCGACUGUGCAGGCCCUUCGCGCCAUCCCUGAGCUUCAAGUCGCUCUCACCGCUCCCGCCCUACACUCAACUACACCUUUACCCGCCUCCCUGCGCGAUUUGUACCACAACAUGUCGCGUACAACGGACAGCAUCACGCCCAUAGGAUUCUUACAAGUUCUCAGACAGGUCAACCCCCAAUUCGCUGAAGUUGACCGUAGCGGGAAAGGAGGGAUGAUGGGUGAUGCGGAAGAAUGUUAUCAAGCCAUAAUCAACACUCUCCGUAACGUCCCAGGGCUCGAUGCAUCUGGCAGCAGCGUCGCUGCACAUGAACGCAAACUGGUGGACCAGUAUUUGAUGGGCGAGAUGCGUCGCGAGCUGACGUGCGACGAGGCCCCAGAGGAACCGGCGUCAGUGAGCACCGAACAGGUGUUGAAAAUUGAAUGUAAUAUUAUCAAUACGACCAACUUUAUGCUCACGGGAAUUCUGAAUUCCCUUGACACCAAAGUCGAAAAAAACUCACCGACAUUGGGUAGACAAGCGAUAUACAGUCAAAAAUCACGAUUGACGCGCUUGCCUGGCUAUCUUACUGUACACAUGGUGCGGUUCGCAUGGAGAGCUGACAUUGGAAAGAAGGCGAAGAUCAUGCGUAAAGUGAAAUUUCCACUCGAGUUUGACGCGCUCGACCUAGCUACGGACGAGCUUAAAGCAAAAUUGCUUCCUGUCAGCCGGAAACUCAAGGAAGUGGAAAAGGAGAGGAUGGAGAGGAGGAAGGUCCGGAAGAGGACUAAAACUGUUCCCUCUUCUUCGUCCGCUUCUACUUCAGCUGAUGCGGCUGUUGUUGCGGCUGGUAAUGCUGCGACGGGCGACGUGGAGAUGGCUGACGCUGCUGCUGCUCCUGCAUCGACUGAAGUGAAGGGUGGUGAUUUGGAGGCGGAGGGCGUGUAUCGGGAGAAGGAAGCCAAGGAGCUGGCGGAGCUCGUAGAUCCGUCUGUUAAAUCUGAUGUGGGGUGCAGUGCGACUGGGUUGUAUGACCUUGUUGCCAUCGUAACACACAAAGGCGCAGCCGCCGACGCAGGGCAUUACAUCGGCUUUGUGAAGAAGAGCGUUGGCGAUGGCAACGGGAAUCCCGUGUCCUCGCUCGAGCUGGGCGAGGACGACGAGGAUUGGUACAAGUUUGAUGAUGAGAAGGUGUCGAUUUUCCCGAAGGAGAAGUUGGCGACGCUGGAUGGGGGUGGGGAGGAUUCGUCUGCUUAUGUGUUGCUUUAUAGGAGUAAAUCGUUGGAUUGAUAGAUGUUUGGGUCUUUUGUGAGGUUGCUGUGUGUAGGAUUGGAGGAUAUGGUUUUGGAAGGC